CGCAUCACGUGAAAAACGACUUCAGGUCAUGUGAUGAUUAUUAUGUGGGUGGAAAAUGGCCGCAACAGGAGAAGAUGCAGCAGCGAUGGACAGCAUCUCCAAAGCUCCCAUUCCCCCAUCGGCACUGAACUUCAAGGCUGGCGACCAAGAUCCUCAGCAAGAGAUCUCAAGCGGUGAAAGCGGCCUCGCGGAAAACCAGCCAACACCAUCCAAAAAGAGCAGCAGCAAUAGUGAUGGGGGUGUGGAGACUGCAGAGGAAGCGGUUGAGCCAGCAGAGCCUGACAUCGAUGAGCUCUGCAAAGACAUGUUUGACAAAAUGGGCAUAUUUCUACAAGGCGAGCUAACAGCGACCUGUGAAGACUACAAACUUUUGGAGAACAUGAACAAACUCACCAGCUUAAAGUACAUGGAAAUGAAGGACAUAUCCAUAAACAUCAGUCGAAACUUGCAGGAUCUCAAUCAGAAAUAUGCCAGUCUACAACCCUACCUUGACCAGAUCAAUCAAAUAGACGAACAGGUGACAGCGCUCGAACAGGCGGCUUACAAACUGGACACGUACUCCAAAAAACUAGAGGCCAAGUUCAAAAAGCUGGAGAAGCGUUGAGGAGCUGAUGACAAGGUUCUGUUGGACUGUCAGAGCCACCACAGGAAGUCUGUGCUGGUGGUGUCCGUAACAUAGUCAGCCUGUUUCGAAACAUGCAAACCUUUUUUUGUUUCGGGCAUGAACAACACGCACUUAACACCACCAACAAAACUCCCAUCUCGUGCGUGAGAGAGAGAGAGCUGUGAAGUCCAAGGGAGGAAAUGUAUAUCAAGAAGCUCCCGUAUCCUGCUGCCUGAUUCUGCACUCCUCUCCACCCUAUUGGAAGGAAAUGGCCUUGGUGGAAAUAUAACCCAAGGACGUCACGGAGAAGAACGUGCCACAGCCACUCCAUAGAGGUCUAAUCGUGUGUGCGUGUGUGUCCUAACCUUGUGUUUUUUUUCUGUCUUGGAAGGAUAUGCACAAUUCAACAUAAAGCAUUACUGGAAUGUUGUAAAAAAACACUUUGUAUAUAUUUUGUCCUGAUAAAAUCUGCUUUGUUAGCUUUUGUUGAUAUUGACUGUACCCUCUGUUAUUAAAUGUCAGAACUAUUCAAUUUACUUAAUCUGUUAAUGUAUUCUGCCAAUUAACAGUUUGUUUGAUUGUAAUAAAAUUGCAAACCCCUUCCUAAAUGCA
Engraulis encrasicolus (European anchovy) is the source of this 1216-nucleotide messenger RNA. It is a transcript of the gene bloc1s2, whose product is annotated as biogenesis of lysosomal organelles complex-1, subunit 2. The coding region runs from base 56 to 604 and encodes 182 amino acids. Gene Ontology annotation, molecular function: gamma-tubulin binding. NCBI's taxonomy places the organism in Eukaryota, Metazoa, Chordata, Actinopteri, Clupeiformes, Engraulidae. The transcript has 5 exons. Gene Ontology annotation, cellular component: BLOC-1 complex; gamma-tubulin complex; BORC complex. Gene Ontology annotation, biological process: lysosome localization; endosomal transport. The record is from RefSeq and is a predicted model, not a curated record.